This is a messenger RNA of Trichomycterus rosablanca, 2311 nucleotides long. It is a transcript of the gene gata6, whose product is annotated as GATA binding protein 6. Gene Ontology annotation, cellular component: nucleus. Gene Ontology annotation, biological process: negative regulation of transcription by RNA polymerase II; cell fate commitment; positive regulation of transcription by RNA polymerase II. The transcript has 7 exons. Lineage: Eukaryota; Metazoa; Chordata; Actinopteri; Siluriformes; Trichomycteridae. The record is from RefSeq and is a predicted model, not a curated record. Bases 162 to 1607 code for a protein of 481 amino acids. Gene Ontology annotation, molecular function: DNA-binding transcription factor activity, RNA polymerase II-specific; zinc ion binding; RNA polymerase II cis-regulatory region sequence-specific DNA binding.
UUUUAGCGCAGUUUAUUAUAGGAGAAGCGCAGUGAGGUGGAGCUGCUGGAUUCACAUACAGAGCAGCUACAGAGCUGAUGGACUAACAGCAGCAGCAGCAGAAGGUUAAUUGAUCUUUCCUCAGUUUUCCACACAAUCACGGGCUACUAAACUGAUCCUGGAUGGACCUGGGCGAGCACAGUUGGUCCACAGUAAAGCGUGAAGUGUCCAGUAAUCCGGGCUCACCGACCAACCAAACCUGUGUGCACGGAGAGCGCCACGUACAGGACAGUCUGAGGUCACCUGGGCCCGGGACGCCCCUGGACCCUGCGGGAAACCGGCGCACGGACACCCGGACUCUGCCCUUAUACUCCGCCUUCGGUUCGGACGAGGUGCCGCUUUUUGCGGAUCUGGACCAGGCCGGGAAGCUUGGCACACACAAAUCCGGGCUUAUUGUGGACCCCGGUGACAUGUACCCCACACUGGCGCUGCAGACCCAGGCCGUGUACGAGCCGUCAGCCUACAUGCACUCCAAUCCCAACUCACCGGUCUACGUACCGACCUCUCGGGUCGGACCCAUGAUCCCGAGCCUGCCGUAUUUGCAACCGAGCGCGGCGUCGCAGCCCAGUCAUGCAGUCAGCAGUCACGCCGCCUGGCCACAGUCUGCACCCGAGAGCCCCUCGUCCUACAGCACCGGGAGCCCUCACGCCACCUCCGGCAGGUUUCACUACUCACCCAGCCCGCCCAUGAAUAACGGUACGGCAAGAGACUCGAGUUACCCGAGCGCACUGAACCCGAGCAGCAGGGAGCAGUACCUGUCGCGACCCCUGAGCGGCUCCUACACCGGACCGUACGCACCUUAUGUGGGGGCGCAGCUUCCCCAAAUCCCCACCGCCUGGCCCCCGUCUCCCUUCGAUAACUCCAUGCUGCACACGUUACAGAGCCGAGCGGCACCACUGUCCAUCCGACCCGGACCGGCAGACUUCCUGGAGGACGGAAUGGAGAGUCGGGAGUGUGUGAAUUGCGGUUCGAUCUCCACCCCGCUGUGGAGGCGCGACGGUACCGGACACUUUCUGUGUAACGCCUGCGGUCUGUACAGCAAAAUGAACGGACUGAGCCGGCCAUUAAUUAAACCACAGAAGCGCAUGUCGUCUUCCAGAAGAAUCGGCCUUUCCUGUGCCAACUGUCAGACCAGCACUACGACCCUAUGGCGCAGAAACGCUGAAGGUGAACCCGUGUGCAACGCCUGUGGACUUUACACCAAAUUACACGGGGUGCCACGACCCUUGGCUAUGAAGAAAGAAGGUAUUCAGACCAGGAAGAGAAAACCGAAAAACUUGAACAAAACAAAGGGAUCAUCUGGAAACAGCUCUGUUCCUGUAACUCCAACAUCUUCAUCAUCCUCCACUUCAGACGACUCAAAGAACAACAGUCCUCCGUCAACGGUGUCGAUCACUUCAGUCAAUUCAUCUUCCAUGGUGGGUCAGAUAGACGUAUCAGGAACUACGGGCUCCAUCGUGAAGUACCCCGGCCAGGACGGCCUGUACACUAGUGUGGGAUUAAUGUCCAACGGCGACGUGGCGGCGUCCGUACGAGGGGACACGUGGUGCCCCAUGGCUUUAGCCUGACACUCAGUGGGGUGGGAUUAAACCCGCUCUUAUUCUACUCCUCCUGUCCAGAUCGUUCGUUUGGCCGCUCCAGACGCGGUCCGGCGUCGGCCUUCUGUUCUUGAUCCGUGCUCACCGCCGUCCUUCAGCUUCGGAGAGCUCUUGCAGUCGAUUUGUGCAAACUACUAUUUUUGGAAUACACUCUGGAGGUGAUGAGGGAGACUUUUAAGUGCUGAUACCCAGCGAUGGAGGACCGUCAGGCUUUGAUCACAUCAUGCCUUUGGUACUUGGUACUUGAGAACACACUGCACUAUGAGUGUUGCUCUGAGGAGUACGUGGAUCAAAACGACAAUAUCGUGUGUACAUAUUACUGCUAAUGGAUUUUCCCGAGACCCGAGGUGAAGAAGACUAUUUUCCGUGGGUGUUUAUGCAAUGUAAAACUUGGUCUGAAACUGGAAUUGAAGAUGUACCAACAACUCUGUUGUGAAUGAAAUGUAUUUAUAAAGCUGGAUGUUAAGAUUAACGCUUAUAUUUGUCAAAUAAAGAGAAUGUCUGUUAGAGUAGGACUGAAGUGUUUUUUAUGAGUUUCUUUUGUUUGCUGUUCAGUUCACGACAGAUGAUUUCUAAUCUGCACGUCUUUCUGGGUGAGAAAAGCUCUUAUUGAAUUGAAGUUUAAUUAUAAUGGUUUAAUACAGGGUAUCAGAAUUAAAAGGACUGCUAGCUUA